This is a messenger RNA of Myxocyprinus asiaticus (Chinese sucker), 1302 nucleotides long. RefSeq names its product otoraplin-like. The transcript has 4 exons. The record is from RefSeq and is a predicted model, not a curated record. Bases 137 to 535 code for a protein of 132 amino acids. Gene Ontology annotation, biological process: cartilage condensation. NCBI's taxonomy places the organism in Eukaryota, Metazoa, Chordata, Actinopteri, Cypriniformes, Catostomidae. Gene Ontology annotation, molecular function: protein binding.
UCCCUGCAGUUGGAAUGUAAAUGGGGCUCUGUUCAUUGGUUGUGCGACGCUUCACUGCUUCUACAGAGUCUCAGUUGAGCAGUGCACUGGGGAAUGUGGCAGUAAGAAGUGAUUUCUGCUUCACAAUUCUUUGAAGAUGGACAAGUCAAGCGGUCUGAUUUUCCUUUACUUCUCUUUUGGAUGUCUGUGUCACAUAGCAAAUCCUGCUCUCAUGGAGAAACUGGCGAACAAAAAGAUUUGCGCAGACACGGAUUGUUCCUAUGUGAUUUCAAUGGCCCAAGUUCUUGAAGACUACAUCGCUUCAGACUGCAGAUAUAUAAACCUGAGAAGAGGCCAGAUGAUCUAUGUGUAUUCUAAACUCAAACCACAAGAGGGAGAUGGAGUCUUCUGGUCUGGAAGUGUUUAUGGUGACCGUUAUGUAGACCAGAUGGGUAUGAUUGGAUAUUUCCCCAGUAAUUAUGUAAAUGAGACACACAUUUUUAUGAAGAAAACUGUUGAGAUGCCAACAACUGACAUGGACUUCUUCUGUGCUUAAAAACAGCACCCUACUAUAUUCUUCAUUGCUAAAUGGAGUUGAGAUUUCCUUUGUGCAUUUGAACAAAAUGUUCUAUCCCCCAUCUGAAUGGGGAAACAGUGCCUAUUUUAAGUAGACCUUUUAUUCCAUGUGUUUUAAUUUAGUUAGACUGGUAUAUUGAUUGUGAGUGAGCUGAAUGAGUUCACUACUUGACCUAUUUCAUUUUUUAUUUUUUUUAUUUUUUUAUUUUUUACAUGAAGCAGAUUAUAAAAUGAAUUAUGUGACUAAAUUCAAUUAUAUGCAGUUCCACUCAAGAGCAGAACUCAAAGAGAUGCAUUUAAGAAAGUAUUUCACUACUUGUACUACUGUUCUGUACUUUUUGGCAGUGUUUAAAACCUCUUGAUACAGUAAACAGGAUGCAUGACAACUCUUGUGAGUAGCACCCUGUUUCCCUCAUGAUGGCAGUUCUGAAUGGCUCUUUUAACUGAUAGUUACAUAAAGUCUCUCAGUUAGGACUCUUUCUGAAUCUCUUCCCUUUAAUUGAUGUAGCUGCUACAUUUUUUGCAAUAUAAAGUACAUGGUCCUUUCAAUGUUUUUAUUCCUCACACAUUUAGGAAAUGUUUUCUCCAAAAACAGGAUUUUUGACAUCAAGAUUCAUAUGACAGAGGGACAUCCCAAUACUGAUACUGGUAUCGGAAUUGGGUCUGAUACCACGCUCAUGUACUUGUACUCGUGCUAAUAAAAAUGCUCUGAUACCAAAAACCAUUCCCAUCUAUCAUAUGAUUGUC